Ochlerotatus camptorhynchus is the source of this 2113-nucleotide messenger RNA. RefSeq names its product Krueppel-like factor 11. The transcript has 2 exons. Gene Ontology annotation, biological process: regulation of transcription by RNA polymerase II. NCBI's taxonomy places the organism in Eukaryota, Metazoa, Arthropoda, Insecta, Diptera, Culicidae. Gene Ontology annotation, molecular function: RNA polymerase II cis-regulatory region sequence-specific DNA binding; DNA-binding transcription factor activity, RNA polymerase II-specific. Bases 406 to 1725 code for a protein of 439 amino acids. The record is from RefSeq and is a predicted model, not a curated record.
CCCUAAACAAAGGCUUACAACAUUCUGUGCCGUCGAAGAAAGCGGACGUGUAAAGUGAAAAGUGCGAAUUUCGGCUCUCUUGCCCAAAAAGGCCCCCGGAAAGAAGGUGAAUUGCAAGUGCAAGUGCGCGCUCGACACAGCCAAGGAAAGUGAUUCCACGCUCUAUAGUGGUGAAACAGGCUGAAAAAUAAAUUCAGUUGAAAUCGAGUGUUCAGGAAGAGACAAGUGCUACCAGACAGCAGCAGAAACAGAAGCUUGGAAAAUUGUGAGACAAACUGAAGGGAAAAAAGCGGAGUUUCAGUGCGAAAACGUUCCAAGUUGAAAUAACGCCAAAGUUAAAAGAUUGAAGUUCGCAAGCAGUUCGUGUGAAAAGAAGGGAUAAAUCCAUUAAAAAUCUGUGCUUAGAUGGAGGAUACUGGAAUACUACCGUCUCCUCCGGCAACGCCACCACUGGAAACCGGCAAAGAUCCCAAGACUACUACGGAAAUCAAACAAGCUCUGAAGCGCAAAUUAGAACAGAACCAGUUGUCGCCACGUGUCACAGAAAUGCUGACCAAGGGCUUCACCACACCCAACCAUUCCGAUCUAUCGGAGGAUGAAUCUGAUCUACCACCGAGGAAGCGCCUGUAUGUGCGCGAUCCGAUCCAAUUGGAGCAGCAUUACCACCACACAUCGCUGACUCCACCGCCGUCGGAUUUCUCCGGAUCCGAGGACGAGAAUACCAAAUCAGCAGACGAUGCUCAACUCGCUCAGCCACAGCGCGAGAGUGUCAUCAUGCGGAUCAACAAAGAUGGUUCCUGCACCUCGGCCAAGGAACCGGACGCCAAUCUGAAUGUAUUCCGUUGCGUCAAGUACAAAAUGGGACGUCGUUCGCCCUUCCUGCCCAUGGAACCGCAAACAUUCGUCCGGGAUGAAUCCGUUGAACAGCAGCCGACCAACAGACAGAUCCAAGAGCAUAUCACAUCGCGAGAACCAUCGGAGGAACUGAGCGCCGUGCCCGCUCCCAGUAAUUACCCUAGUCGAGUAUUAGAGCAAAGCCAGCAGUAUGUACCUAUCGUUCCUUCCGUUGUACCUGUCGCGGCCCCGGCAAUGCAUGCUCCCGCUUCAAUGCCGAAGCCUGCACCGGUUAAGCCACAAACCUCGCUUCCUGUGAUAGCUCCCAAGAUUCCGCAACUCAUCCUAGCCACUCAGAAUGGUUUCAUCCUGGUCCCACCGCAAAUCUCACAGAAUCUGCUCAGCCAGGGCAACGGCAAAGCACUUUUGGUCCCUCAGCCGACCAACGCAGCUGCCGUUCACGUCCCAACUGCCCCUCAGAAGCCAGAGCGCAGACGAAUCUACGAGUGCGAACACCCGAACUGUGGCAAGAACUACUUUAAAUCCAGCCACCUGAAGGCCCAUCAACGGAUCCACACUGGUGAAAGGCCAUUCAUCUGCAAGUGGACGGACUGCGGCCGUCGAUUCUCCCGAUCCGAUGAGCUGUCCCGCCACAAGCGCACUCACACCGGUGAAAAGAAGUUCGUCUGUCCCGUUUGUCAGCGACGAUUCAUGCGAUCGGAUCAUCUCUCCAAACACGUCAAGCGACACAACAAGGACAAAGGUCAGAAGGGUCAACAGCAGCAGCAGCAGCAUCAAGCGCAACAACAGCCGCCGAACUACCCAGUUUCGAUGUACCAGGACGCAUCCUCCAUUCCGGUACAGUUCGUCACGGCGGCACCAGUUUACUAAGUAUAUCGUAUCUGUGUACGUGUUUUACAAGUCUUGUAAAUAUUCUCGGAACUGACUAGAUCUUAGCUUUCACGCGAUCGCGUCUAUUGUUUGUGCUGUCCCUUUCUCUUUUCGGGCCUUUCCCACAGCUAGAGAGAGAUGAUGUUCAUUCCAGAUUACAAAUCUACUAUAUCCUACUGUUACUGGAAAGGGAACGGUUAGAUGACGGAAUUAUUGGCGGUAGUGAGGAAGCGAAUUUGUUACACAACUUUAGUUCGUUUCGUUCAGGGACUUACACAGCGUUUUUGUUAUCGUUUUUGUAAAUGUUUUGAGUUUCCUUUUCUUAUGUUAAUGAUAUAAUAUAAAACAUCUGUGAUCGUUUAAAAUUACAUUAAAUUUAAGAGAGUAA